Rhodamnia argentea is the source of this 3314-nucleotide messenger RNA. Its product is annotated as ADP-ribosylation factor GTPase-activating protein AGD3. Bases 300 to 2771 code for a protein of 823 amino acids. The transcript has 19 exons. Gene Ontology annotation, cellular component: cytoplasm. NCBI's taxonomy places the organism in Eukaryota, Viridiplantae, Streptophyta, Magnoliopsida, Myrtales, Myrtaceae. The record is from RefSeq and is a predicted model, not a curated record. Gene Ontology annotation, molecular function: protein binding; GTPase activator activity.
AGAGAGAGAGAGAGAGAGAGGAGCUGAAGUCGGAGCGCUCGGAUUGUUUUUGGGAUUUGCAUUGGCCGGAAAAUUUACGGGGUUGGGUUCGCAUUGUGGUCAUUUUGAGGGCGGAUGGUUUGUGUGUUUGAGCUGUUUUAGCUGAAAGGUGAUUGGGAUGGAAUCCAAAUGUGAGAUCGUGGUCGCGAUCACUGAUUUCGAGAUUGUAUGAGCUUGAGUCGCCGAGGGAUUGUGUUUUGUUGAGGCAAUGCUGAAUUGAGGUCUUGUUCUGGAUUAGAGGAAGAAAUCUUGACUCGAAAAUGCAUUUCGCGAAGCUCGAUGACUCGCCUAUGUUCCGGAAGCAGAUACAGAGCUUGGAAGAAGGUUCUGAUUCAUUGAGGGAGCGAUGUAUGAAGUUCUACAAAGGAUGCAGAAAAUACACGGAAGGCCUUGGUGAGGCAUAUGAUGGAGACAUUGCUUUUGCAAGUGCCCUGGAAACUUUUGGUGGGGGGCACAAUGAUCCUAUUAGUGUGGCCUUUGGAGGCCCUGUCAUGACAAAGUUUACUAUUGCUUUGAGAGAGAUUGGCACAUACAAAGAAGUUCUUCGGUCACAGGUUGAGCAUAUGCUAAAUGACAGAUUAUUGCAGUUUGUCAACAUUGACUUGCUUGAUGUGAAGGAAGCGCGUAAGCGGUUUGACAAGGCCAGCCUUCUUUAUGAUCAGGCUCGUGAGAAGUACCUUUCAUUAAGGAAAGGAACAAAAAGUGAUGUAGCGAUUGUCUUAGAAGAGGAGCUUCAUAGUGCACGGACUGCAUUUGAACAAGCUCGUUUUAACCUGGUAACUACUUUAUCUAAUGUCGAAGCAAAAAAGAGGUUUGAAUUCUUGGAAGCAGUCAGUGGGACGAUGGAUGCCCACCUUCGAUACUUUAAACAGGGCUAUGAAUUGUUGCAUCAAAUGGAACCAUACAUAAAUCAGGUCUUGACCUAUGCUCAACAGUCAAGAGAACGGUCCAACUAUGAGCAGGCAGCUCUUAAUGAAAGGAUGCAGGAAUAUAAGCGACAGAUUGAUAGGGAAAGUAGGUGGUCUUCCAAUGGUCCUAAUGGAUCUCCUAAUGGAGAGGGUAUCCAAGCUAUUGGCAGAAGUUCCCACAAGAUGAUAGAAGCUGUCAUGCAAUCUGCUGCAAAAGGAAAGGUUCAAACCAUUCGGCAAGGUUAUCUCUCAAAGCGAUCGUCAAAUUUGAGAGGUGACUGGAAGAGGAGGUUUUUUGUUCUUGAUAGCCGAGGAAUGCUUUACUAUUAUCGCAAGCAAUGCAGUAAGCCAUCAGGUUCUGUCAGUUACAACGCUGGUCAGAGGAAUAGUUCAGAGCUUGGGUCUGGAUUGCUAAGUCGUUGGCUUUCUUCUCAUUAUCAUGGUGGAGUACACGAUGAGAAGUCUGUUGCCCAUCACACAGUGAAUCUGCUUACGUCAACCAUAAAAGUGGAUGCCGACCAGUCUGAUCUAAGGUUUUGUUUCAGGAUUAUUUCACCAUCAAAAAGUUACACUUUGCAGGCAGAAAGCGCAUUGGAUCAGACGGAUUGGAUUGAAAAGAUAACAGGAGUGAUUGCUUCAUUGCUAAGUUCUCAGGCACCUGAAAGGUGUCUUUCUGUUGGACCUUUGGGAAGUGGUCAUCAUCAUUCUGCCAGUGAGAGUAGCUCUUUUGAAAGUUCUGAUUUUGACCACAAUGCUGCUGAAGAAUACACGGCAGAGAGACAUCUUGCUUCUUCUCAUCAUGACCGCUUGUCGAGGAACUUACAACAGCAAAGAUCCUGUGUCAAAAUUGAGAAGCCCAUUGAUAUAUUGCAAAAAGUAUGUGGCAACGAUAGAUGUGCUGAUUGUGGAGCUCCUGAACCAGACUGGGCAUCCUUGAAUCUUGGCGUUCUUGUUUGCAUCGAGUGUUCUGGUGUUCAUCGGAACCUCGGGGUUCACAUAUCAAAGGUGAGGUCACUUACACUUGAUGUCAAAGUAUGGGAGCCUUCAGUUAUAAGUUUGUUUCAGUCUCUGGGCAAUGCCUUUGCUAACUCAGUUUGGGAGGAACUAUUGCAAUCAAGAAGUACUUUGCAUCAUCCAACAAGCUUAUUUGAUUCCAACAAGCUGCAGAUGCAUCUUAUGGCCAAACCUAGUCAUUCUGAUUCUAUAUCAUUGAAGGAGAAAUUUAUCCAUGCAAAGUAUGCAGAAAAGCUUUUUGUCCGCAAACGCAAGGAUAGUCAAAGUUUUCAAUCAGUGGUGCCAGAGAUCUGGGAUGCUGUUUGUGCCAAUGACAAGAAAGCUGUAUACCGGUACAUUGUUACUUCUGAAACAGAUAUCAAUACUGUGUUUCAGCUAGCAUCAAGCAGCUCUACUUUGACUCUUGCAAAAGUGAUGCUAUUGCAAGAACAGACGAGUCACAACCAAAGCUGUAGCUCAGAGAGAUCCUCAACGAGCUCGUUGAAUCUUGGAAGUGCUGGUGACAGCCAGAGGAUGGAUUAUCUUGAAGGAUGCACUCUACUUCACCUUGCAUGUGAAACUGCUGAUAUUGGCAUGCUGGAGCUGCUUCUACAAUAUGGUGCAAAUGUUAAUGCUGUUGAUUCAGGAGGGAAUAUGCCGCUCCACCGUUGUAUUUUAAGAGGCAGAGCUGCCAAUGCCAAGAUGCUUCUUGCAAGGGGGGCAGAUCCACACGCACUAAAUGGUGAAGGUAAAACUCCCCUGGAGCUUGCAGUGGAGUCGAGUUUUGGAGACAAUGAGGUUCUCAAUCUAUUGUCGGAUACAAAUGGAUGAAGUCAUAGGAGAUAAUUCUUGAAGUGUCAUUCUGGAUGCUCUAGAGAGGAGGUAUUCUUGUUGCUUAUGUGUUGUCAUCUAUACAUAUAGUUCAAUAGCUGGUUUUGUUGAAGGAAAUGCGAAAGGCACUUGGGGGUUCUGGAGGAGAGUGGUAGGUUGUUGUGCCUGCCCCACAGGAUUUUGUGGCAGUCAGUCCCCACCAUUGUCACCAUUGUAAUUUAAAGCAUUGAUUUGUAAGUUGAGAGGUAAGUGAAGCCUCUGAUCAGGAGAACUGUAGUGUGGUAUCUAUGCUGUUUGCUUCCUUUCCUGGUCUAGCUGUGAAAUUGUACUUUAGGCCACUGUCUGUUUUGUCUGUAUAUUAGUUCUUUUUAGGCAAUUUUCCAUUGGAAAUGGAAGCUUUAUUAUGAUGUAAACUCUAUGAAGGUAAUUAGAAGUGGGUCACUGGGGAGUGAGGAGAAAGCUCACUUUGAUUUUUGAGUGGGGAAGUAGGAUGUACAACGUUGAUGUUUUCAUAUCUUUUUGAGAUUACUGCUUUUCAGAGAA